Molecule: messenger RNA, 249 nt
Organism: Saprolegnia diclina VS20
Lineage: Eukaryota; Oomycota; Saprolegniomycetes; Saprolegniales; Saprolegniaceae
Exons: 1
Coding region: 1-249 (82 amino acids)
Source: RefSeq, a predicted model, not a curated record
AUGGCUCCGCUCCGGUCGGCGCCGCAUGUGGAAGAGGUUCGCCCGCGCCAGAAGCGUCGCCGCGUCGCGCCCGAGAUGGAGACCAGCGAGUCGCUGCCAGUAGCGGCCGUCGACGACUUCCAAGCGCACGCGCACCGGCGGCGGCAGCGAUACCGCGCUCAUUGGGACGCGUACCUCGAGAACCAAAAGUACUACAACGCGUCCGAGACGCCCGUCACGACCGCGUCGCCGUACGUCAAGCGGCUCUAA